This is a messenger RNA of Oryza brachyantha (malo sina), 5128 nucleotides long. Its product is annotated as disease resistance protein RGA5-like. Gene Ontology annotation, biological process: protein phosphorylation; MAPK cascade. The coding region runs from base 6 to 4139 and encodes 1377 amino acids. The record is from RefSeq and is a predicted model, not a curated record. The transcript is spliced from 10 exons. Gene Ontology annotation, molecular function: MAP kinase kinase activity; ATP binding; ADP binding. Lineage: Eukaryota; Viridiplantae; Streptophyta; Magnoliopsida; Poales; Poaceae.
AAGCCAUGAACUCUCCAGCGAGUUUUUCCCUAGGGACCACGGGCCCUCUUCUUAGGAAGCUCGAAUUGCUCCUAACUGCUGCCGAAUUCCGGUUGGCAAAACCACGCAGGGAUCGUGUCGAGCUCCUCAAGGAAGAUGUGGAAGAAAUCCUCGCAGCUCUCGAGGAGCAGUCCAUGGCCGAUUCUCCAAGCCACAGGGCAAGAUGCUGGAUGGACGAGGUGCGUGAGCUCUCCUACGACAUCGAGGACUCCAUCGACUCCAUGAUGCUGAGGCUCUCAAGUGCUAAGAACAAGGCCAGAUCCAGACCAUCGCACGGCCGCCACAAGGUCGGCCGUGUGAAGAUUAUUUCUGGGCAGCCCAAGAAACCGAAGCCGCGCACAUGGAUCGCCAUGACCACGGAGCUCAGGGCUCUGGUGCGUGAAUCCAUCGAGCGGCAUGAAAGAUACCGGCUUGAUGAUGGCUUGCCCUCGAGCUCAGGCUCCCACACUCGCUGCCGUGCUCUUCUCGCUGAGCGCCGGCAAGCUCCGCCGCCGCUCCAUGGGCUUGCUGAUGUCGUCGUCGGCAUCGACGAGCCGGUGACGAAGCUCGGCAGAUGGCUCACCGCCGGCGAGGAGGGCCCGGGCCCGCACCUGAAGGUGGCCGCCAUUGUUGGACCUCCAGGGAUUGGCAAGACGGCGCUUGCCACGAAGCUGUACCGUGACCAUAGGUGGCAAUUCGACUGCCGGGCUUUCGUGAGGGCAUCGCGAAAGCCCGACACGAGGCAGCUUCUUGGUGGCAUCCUGUCUCAAGUUCAGCGCCGUCGACGGCCAUCUGAUGCUGCCUGCUGCACUGACAACAACACGGUGCAAAGCCUUAUUGAUAAUCUCAGAGAGUAUCUCCUCCAAGAUAAGAGGUACCUUAUUGUAAUUGAUGAUUUAUGGGAUACAACAUUAUGGAAUAUUAUCAGUAAUGCUUUUCCAGAUGCUAUUAGUUUCAGUCGAAUAAUAAUAACAACAGAAAUAGAGCAUGUAGCUAUGGAAUGCUGCCAGUCUGAUUACAUUAUCAGGAUGAAACCUCUUGGCAGCCAUGACUCUCGAAAAUUAUUCUUCAAUAGAGUAUUUGGCUCUGAAGAUCAAUGUCCUGACCAGUUGAAGGAAUUUUCAAACAAAAUCAUAGAAAAAUGUGGUGGUUUGUCACUAGCAAUCAUCAUUAUAGUUGGUUUGUUAGCAACUCAACCGGGCAAUCCCGAGCUAUGGGAUCAUGUACAGGAAUGUUUAUGUUCCAAUCUGGGUACAAAUCCUACUUUAGAAGACAGGUUGAAAGAAAUACUGAACCUUAGUUACCAGAGUCUUCCUCAUUAUUUGAAGACAUGCCUGCUAUAUCUUAAUAUGUAUCCUGAAGGACAAACAAUUCUGAAGGCUGAUUUACUGAAUCAAUGGACAGCUGAAGGCUUUAUUAUCUAUAACAAUGAAACAAAAGACAUAAAGGAAGUUGCAGAUAGCUAUUUUCAUGAGCUUGUAAACAGGGGAAUGGUUCAACCUAUGCAGAUUAACAAGAAUGGCGAGGUGCUUUCCUGUACAGUGCACCAUAUCAUACUUGAUUAUGUUAUGCACAAAUCCAAAGAAGAGAGAUUUAUAACUUCAAUUGAUUAUUCUCAAGCCACCACAGGGCCUUGUGCCAUUGUUCAUCGACUGUCCCUUCACUUUAGCAGUGCCAAAUAUGCGAGUAAACCUGUUGGUAUAAUGUUCUCACAAGUUCGGUCACUCGCCUUUUUUGGACUCCUCAAGUGUUUGCCUUGCAUUAUGGAGUUCAAGCUGCUGAGAGUUCUAAGCCUUGAAUUUUGGGGCAACCAUAAUGGGCAGAGAUUGAACCUAACAUCAGUUUGCAGAUUAUGUCACCUGAAAUACUUGAAAAUUUCAUCCGAUAUAUUUGUAGAAUUACCAGCUCAGAUGUCUGGACUACUGUACUUGGAAACACUUGAAGUAAGUGCAAGAGUGUCAGCUAUGCCAUUCAAGAUUGUUCAUUCCCCCAGAUUAUUACAUCUCGGUCUUCCAGAUGGGGCAAACCUACCUGAUGAGAUUGGUUCCAUGAGAUCUUUGCGUACACUACAAUUUUUUUACGAUGGAAAUAGCUGUAUAGACAAUUUACGCAGCCUUGGCAAUCUGACAAACCUGCAGGAUCUUCAUCUCAUCUAUUCCGCAACGUCAUCUAAGAAGAAUCUGAAGAAAGAUCUGACAGCUCUAGCUUCUUCUCUUAGCAAGCUUGUCAACCUUAGAUCUCUCACUCUAUCACCUAGUGCUGCAGGCAUGGUCAUCUUCUUUAGCAUCUCAAAGGCCAUGGAUUCCAUUUCUACGUUUCUACAGAGACUUGAGCUUUUGCCAUCAAUCUUCACCUUUCACAGGCUUCCCAAGUGGAUUAGGCAGCUCCAAAAGCUCUGCAUUUUGAAAGUUGCUGUUAGAGAACUUCUGACAAGUGACAUUCAUAGCCUUACAGAAUUGCCUUCCCUCACAGUUCUCUCACUUCGUGUCCAGACAGUUCCAGAGGGGAAAAUCAUCUUCAGAGAAGGAGCAUUACCAGUUCUCACGUAUUUCAGAUUCGAGUGUGGUGCCCUCUGCCUGGAAUUCAGGCCUGGAGCAAUGCCCAAUCUUCAGAGACUCAAGCUAGGUUUCAACACUGAGCAGGAGAGUUAUGUCAAUAUGCUUGCUGGCAUUGAGCACCUUUCAAACCUCCAGCAUAUCGCUGCACGAAUUGGGACAGACGCGAGUGUUGGUGAAUUUGAUAGGAGGGCCGUUGAGUCAGUGUUCAAGAAAGCUAUCACCAAGCACCAUAGGUGUCCUAGCUUCAGUGUACAAUGGUUGGCUCCGAGUAAACAAGAAUGGCAUCCUUCAGAGAAACAGCAGAAGAGUCAAGAAAAAGGCUCAUCAUCUGGAGAAUAUGUGAAUAUCAAACUAGGAUCAGCAGAAGAUACUGAUAAACCAUCAAGCAAGGAACAGUCAAGAGCGCAACAUAGGUCAUUAGCUGGACAAGAUUUGACAGAGGGAUCUUUUACGGUGCUCCAUCGAACCUCCAGGAAGUUGCAGGCAAAGCAUAUGGAGCCAUUGGAUCAUAAUGAGUUGAGUUUAGAUGACCUAGAGGUAAUCCAAGUGAUCGGAAAAGCUAGUAGUGGAGUGGUACAGUUGAUUCGCCACAAAUGGACUGGCCAAUUUUUUGCUAAGAAGGAUCUACAAGUAAAUAUCCAGGAGAGCAUACGCAGACAGAUUGCCCAGGAAUUGAAAAUUAGCUUGUCAACACAGUGCCAAUAUGUUGUUACGUGUUGUCAGUGUUUUUAUGUCGAUGGUACUGUUUCAAUUGUUUUGGAGUACAUGGACUGUGGAUCUCUCUCGGAUUUACUGAAGACAGUUAAAACAAUUCCAGAGCCCUACCUUGCUGCAAUCUGCGAGCAGGUCUUAAAAGGACUGGUGUACUUGCAUCAUGAGAAGCAUAUCAUACACAGAGAUCUAAAGCCAUCAAAUAUAUUAAUAAAUCACUGGGGUGAAGUAAAAAUAUCCGAUUUUGGUGUUAGUGCCAUCACUGCUAGUUCGGGUGCAAAACAAAAUACAUUUACUGGAACAUAUAAUUACAUGGCGCCAGAAAGAAUCAUGGGGCAGCAACAUGAUUAUAAGAGCGAUAUCUGGAGCUUGGGCCUUGUUAUGCUCGAAUGUGCCACUGGUAAUAACGCAUAUCUUCCCCAAGAAAGCUUUUAUGAACUUCUUGAAGCUAUUGUCGACCAACCACCACCUUCUGCUCCAUCAGACCGGUUUUCAGAGGAAUUCUGUUCGUUUGUCUCUGCAUGCAUGCUAAAGAAUGCUUCAGAUAGGUCAUCUGUAGAACUGUUGUUGAAUCAUCCAUUCCUGAGCAUUUAUAGUGACAUGGAUAUAGAUCUUGCUUCAUACUUCAAAAACGCUGGAUCUCCGUUUGCCAUCUUCAGUUCAGAAAUGCAUACUGAAUUCAGCAGACAAAAUGAAGCGGAGGCUAAGUCACAACUUACAAGUGAAUCUACAUUACAGUUAUCGCAAGGCAUCACAGAUGACCUCUCAAGCGAACAAGAGAUUGAGCAGGAUAGAUUUGGAGCGGCUUAUAGGGAUGCGCUGUAUGGCAACAUGGGAAGAUGGUUCUUGUGAAGAAAGCUUGAGAGAAUACCAGGAAGUUCAUGGCAGACAGUUUUCAGAAUGAGAUUAACAAUCUACUGGAGUUGGAACACAAGAAUAUUGUGGAGCUAAUUGGUUCUUGCUGCUAAACACAUGGAACAAUGGCAUCAUUGCUGUGAAGACACUUUCUGAUAUCCAGAUUGAAGAUGAGUCAUUUCUACCCUAUAGUGCAUCAAGUGAGAUCCUCACUCCUCACUUCUGCAUCCUCAAAUCCAACGGACCAUCUUGAUCCUCAAAUCCAACGGAUCAUUUGCCUCGCCCUCACUCACCCGCAGACGCCGCUUCGCCAUCACCCCUCGCCCUCGCCCUCGCCCUCGCCCUCGUAUGUGUCACCGCCACCCCUCCACUGCACCGCCCGCAACCGACGCCGCCUCUCCGCGUUCCGCCUGCGACCUUACACUCACCUUGCUAAAAAAAGCUUGGGUUUGGCCAUUCUCUUACACUCACCUUGGACACCCUGUGUUAAAGAAGUUUGGUCGUAUGGAUUCUUAUGCACUGCAAGGUUGAGAAGCACAAUGACGAAGAUGUCAUUGUACUUAAUCUUUACCCCAAGAGUCCACAUGUAAUAACACCACAUAUGUUGGAAAUCAUACAUGGCAUUCCACGUGCUAGAACUGAAGGGACUAAGGAAUUUCUUGAAUGCCCAAAUGUUGAAUUGGAGGACCUUCAAAAUUUUAUCUCAGAAAACAUUCCGAAGAAUAGUAAUAAGGAGAAUAUUAAUGUUGCUGACCUUAGAGCAGUGUGUUUAGUUGAUAAGGGGAUAAGGGCUUUAUGAUGGAACUCAGGAUUUUUCUAGCAAUAUUGUUUACCAUUUCAUCCUUUACAACCUCUUCUCUUUAUCUUACUAAUAAGAAUCUAAAAUAUGUAUUGGACAUGAAGUCAGUAGCUACCAUCGACUGGUGAAAGCUAUUAUUUGAUCAUUUGAUUCGGAGCAUUGAAAGAUUCCAAAAAACUAUGUUUGU